UCUGUUGUGGCGUUCCUUGUGCAAGGCUGCUGGAGUUUUUAAACCGCGUGAGAUUAUCCUGGGACUUGGUGAUGUCAGACUGGUUGGGUCAUUUGAAGGUUAGCUGCCUGGAAAGGGUUCAUUGAAAGUUCACUCGCAUAUAUUAGGCAAUUCAAUCUUUCAUUCUCUGUGACAAAACUAGUAGGAAGUGAUAUGUAUGGAGGCAGAACAACCCAUUCGUCAAUGAAGGGGAGACUGGAUUUUUUUAAAAAAUAUAAACCCUUUUGUUUUUAAACAGUUAUUUGCCGACUGCCACAGUUUAAAAUACACGUUGUAAUUUGAUAAUUCAGACGACUCAUACUGCGGUAUUUUGGGGGCUAAAGACGUCGGAUACAGUUCAGAAACAUCUUGGACAUCCCUUUUUCUUGGGUAUCUGGGUUGCCUGGAAAAUGGUAAAUGAUCAUUUGGAUCAAUUACAGGCUUUUAGCUGUGUUGUCUGUCAUAAUUCAUGAUUCUAGUCUGGGAAAAAGACCAAGACUGUACGUGCCAAAAAAGGGGCAGAGUUUGAUGGAGUUGGGUCCACUUUUACAUGCCAUUUCCCUCUACACCUAAAGGAUAAGCACUUUCGCAGUCUGCAGAGACUCGUCAUGUUCGACUGUAUGGAUGUUCUAACAGUGAGCCCUGGACAAAUGCUGGAUUUCUACACUACAAGUCCUUCUUCAUGCAUGCUCCAGGAAAAAGCUCUGAAAGCAUGCUUCAGUGGACUGGCACAAACAGACUGGCAGCACCGACGCAGCGCUCAGUCUAUUGAAACACAGAGCACCAGUUCUGAAGAACUGGUGCCAAGCCCCCCAUCCCCACUGCCUCCACCCAGAGUUUACAAGCCUUGUUUCGUCUGUCAAGACAAGUCAUCCGGCUACCACUAUGGAGUCAGCGCAUGUGAGGGAUGUAAGGGUUUUUUCCGCAGAAGUAUUCAGAAAAACAUGAUUUAUACGUGUCACAGAGAUAAAAACUGUGUUAUUAAUAAGGUCACAAGAAAUCGAUGCCAGUACUGCCGGCUGCAGAGGUGCUUCGAAGCGGGCAUGUCCAAAGAAUCUGUUCGAAAUGACAGGAAUAAAAAGAAGAAAGAGACGGCAAAGCCAGAGUGCAUGGAGAGCUGUGAACUGACAGCUGAGUUAGAGAACCUCAUUGAGAAGAUUCGUAAAGCUCAUCAGGAAACAUUCCCUUCCCUCUGCCAGCUGGGUAAAUACACCACAAAUUCCAGUGCUGAUCACCGUGUACGACUGGACCUCGGAUUAUGGGACAAAUUCAGUGAACUGGCCACAAAGUGCAUUAUUAAAAUAGUGGAGUUUGCAAAAAAGGUACCUGGCUUCACAGGACUGACCAUCGCAGACCAAAUAACUCUGCUCAAAGCUGCCUGUCUAGAUAUUCUGAUUCUGAGAAUCUGCACGAGAUACACCCCUGACAAGGACACAAUGACCUUCUCUGACGGCCUUACGCUGAACCGAACGCAGAUGCACAACGCAGGAUUCGGCCCUCUCACAGACCUCGUUUUCACGUUUGCCAAUCAACUCCUGCCCUUAGAGAUGGACGACACGGAGACAGGACUGCUCAGUGCCACCUGUCUCAUUUCUGGAGACCGACAAGAUCUUGAGGAACCAGCAAAAGUAGAUAAGCUGCAGGAACCACUUCUGGAAGCAUUAAAGGUUUAUAUAAGAAAGCGGAGACCUAGUAAACCACACAUGUUUCCAAAGAUUUUAAUGAAAAUUACAGAUCUGCGCAGCAUCAGUGCAAAAGGGGCAGAACGUGUUAUAACACUAAAAUUGGAAAUUCCAGGAUCAAUGCCUCCACUAAUCCAGGAGAUGCUUGAAAACUCAGAAGGACAAGAUGCACAAGGAGCUGAAAAGGAAAGUACAAACAAAACCGAACAGAGCCCCAACUCAUCUCCAAGAUCAGAGGACAGCAGCCCCAACAGUCAGCCUGCAGCAGUACAAUAGGACUAUUAAAUAAUGUCAGACAUUCCCUUACAGAAUACCGGCCGAACAGGCAAGGCUAGAUGCAUUUUCAUAUAUUUUCAACACCACGGCCUAAAAGGACCAGUUCUUUGCAUAUAAUUCUUAUUAAGCUCUUAACUUUUUUGGACUUCAGUCUAUAUAGCCUUGAAUUUGAAAGUUUCAUUGGUAAAAAAAAUACCUAAAAGUAGUUUUAAAAAGGUCUCCAUUAUUUAAAUUAAUGAUUGCAUGACAGUCAGAGCUUGGCAAGUGGUUCAAUUAUUUACUUGUUGACAUACAUUGUACGGUUAAACUUUUGUUACUAUACUGGAUUUGUGGUGCUUUUCAAUUGCCUUAAAUGUGUUUAAGGUAAGACAUUAAAAGUAUAAAAACAGACUUAUUAAAUCCUAAAAAAAAACCUAGAAUGUUCUGACCUAGGUUACUGUGGAAGUCUAUUUUAUAUCUGUUUUACUGUUUAUUCCCCCAUUAAACAACAUGUCAGCACCUACAUAAGUGGCAGCAAGUGCCCUUACCCUUCACUAUCAAUAAACUGCCAGUUCUGUUAAACAGGUCAAAACAUUGUCACUGCAAGUAAAAUGGUUCACACCUUUUUAAAAAAAUAUGUCAGAAGUUCAAAGAAAUAACAUUACACAUAUUUUGCAGUAAAGAUAGCCUCCAAGGCAAAUCACUGUUCAGUGUUACAAUGUGGUUUUGUUUGCCUGUGUCAUGUUGUAUGUAAUUGUAUGUAAAUCACCAUGCAGCACUUUUGUAGAGUUGUGUUCCGAGAUACUUUCAAUUGGGGGUUUUAAUAGAUUAAUCACACCUGUGGAUUUUGAUAGAGUAAAAAAAUUAUUGCUCUAUUAUUUUAACCUACCUGAGUGCAGCUUCAAAAUAUAGUGCAUGAAAAAGAAAUCUUGAAAAAUGGCAGAAGAUACUUCCAAAGAUACUCAGCUCCGCCUCUGCUUCCGUCAUUUGACGCACAAGGGACCAUGGGAUAUAAAGAGAGCUCCAGGGCUAUUUGUCUAUUGAGUGUCUAUGGAGAGGGGUUGGAUAGAGAAGUUGAGUAUCUUGGUAAUAUAGAAUAUCUUUAGUACUUCUAAAGACCUUCACAAAAGGGCAACUGGAAUGUAUACCAAAAUUUAACAGUAUCUCAGAAUGAUGACAAAAAAUGCAACUUGCAACAUUUGCUCCUCGUGCUUUCCUUUCACAGUAGUUUAUCGUAUCAUAGUAGUUGCAAAUAUUUUCCUACUGUCAAAUUAUAUGCAAGUUAAUAUAUGUAUAUUAAACAUUAGCUGGCCUUCUGAAACAUUUGCAGUAAAUAGCAUUGUUAAUACUUUGU
Polyodon spathula (Mississippi paddlefish) is the source of this 3309-nucleotide messenger RNA. Its product is annotated as retinoic acid receptor beta-like. Bases 627 to 1976 code for a protein of 449 amino acids. Gene Ontology annotation, cellular component: transcription regulator complex; nucleus. NCBI's taxonomy places the organism in Eukaryota, Metazoa, Chordata, Actinopteri, Acipenseriformes, Polyodontidae. Gene Ontology annotation, biological process: regulation of transcription by RNA polymerase II; retinoic acid receptor signaling pathway; cellular response to corticotropin-releasing hormone stimulus. The record is from RefSeq and is a predicted model, not a curated record. The transcript is spliced from 8 exons. Gene Ontology annotation, molecular function: RNA polymerase II cis-regulatory region sequence-specific DNA binding; zinc ion binding; nuclear receptor activity.